This is a messenger RNA of Echinostoma caproni, 840 nucleotides long. Lineage: Eukaryota; Metazoa; Platyhelminthes; Trematoda; Plagiorchiida; Echinostomatidae. The record is from the annotation of a GenBank genome assembly.
AUGUGGCUAGCGAAACGCCCNGUUGCAAACCAACCCUCAGAACGACGGCGCCUCACAGCGGAGUUGGCGCAACAACUGAAGAUUCUUCCAGCGCGAACCAGUGAACUUGCCAGCACUAACGCCGGUUUUCUUUUCGACUUACCCAGGGUAGAUCCUCUUCACACCAAAUCCCGUACAUCCGCGCGAGAUUCUAAUCCCCAUUUGGGCAAUACGCGCAAGAGAUUGAAAAAACGCCGGACCGUGUCCUCUGACAAGAAUAAAUCCCUCAUUUCCAAAGAGUUCGAUCAACUGAAACCUCCAGUGAUCGUCAAUUCUGUUCGUGACGGUAAUCAAGCGGGAGAUUCUGUUGUACCUCCAAGUGCCGCUGCUGUUGUAUCGACAGCAACUGUUAUUCCCAAACCGAUCCCUGAUCCGUUUGCUGAUUCAGCCAUCAUGUUCACCUUGGAGCCCAUCCCUCCAGCACAGUCUCCAUGUUCCGGAGACGAAGGUCCGUUACAGCUGGACGACGAGACCGAAUUAAUAAACACUCUCACCGCUUCCCUUGUCACUUCUCAGCGAGAUGAGUUCGGAAGCGGUUCAGCUGCUUCCAGUCAUCCUGGGUACACCGUCUCUCCUCACAACUCGAACGAUGUUUGGAGCUCAUCGCGAGCUUCAGCAACCCUCUCUAACACGAACGCCGUGGGGGAAGUUUCAUCUCGCUGGAGUACAAUGCGCACCCAGAUUUGUGACCCGGUACGGACUACUUCAAAUGACACACUACCAAACAGUUCCGGAUUUAUUCGUACUUUGAUGGGCGGUGAUGUUGCAUAUUCCCUCUUACGCGAUGCUGGGAUGUACUGA